Hippopotamus amphibius kiboko is the source of this 1399-nucleotide messenger RNA. RefSeq names its product ubiquitin like 7 (gene UBL7). The record is from RefSeq and is a predicted model, not a curated record. The coding region runs from base 145 to 1287 and encodes 380 amino acids. Gene Ontology annotation, cellular component: cytosol. Lineage: Eukaryota; Metazoa; Chordata; Mammalia; Artiodactyla; Hippopotamidae. The transcript has 11 exons. Gene Ontology annotation, biological process: ubiquitin-dependent protein catabolic process. Gene Ontology annotation, molecular function: polyubiquitin modification-dependent protein binding.
GGCAGCUGGGACUGCAACUCCCAGAAUGCAGCGCGGAGCUUCCUGUUUCCGGCGAGAGGAUCCGAGUGAGUGUUUACGCCGGCGGCCCUGCGGCCGGGUUCCUUCCGCGGGACGGGGAGAAAGAGAGAGCGCGAAAGAGAGAGGAUGUCUCUCUCAGAUUGGCACCUGGCGGUGAAGCUGGCUGACCAGCCACUUGCCCCCAAAUCUAUUCUUCAGUUGCCAGAGACGGAGCUUGGAGAAUACUCACUGGGAGGCUAUAGUAUUUCAUUUCUGAAGCAGCUUAUUGCUGGUAAACUCCAGGAGUCUGUUCCAGACCCCGAGCUGAUUGAUCUGAUCUACUGUGGCCGGAAGCUAAAAGAUGAUCAGACCCUUGACUUCUAUGGCAUUCAGCCUGGGUCCACAGUCCAUGUUCUGCGUAAAUCCUGGCCUGAACCUGAUCAGAAACCGGAACCCGUGGACAAAGUGGCUGCUCUGAGGGAGUUCCGGGUGCUGCACACUGCCCUGCACAGCAGCUCCUCCUACAGGGAGGCGGUGUUUAAGAUGCUCAGCAACAAGGAAUCUCUGGAUCAGAUCAUUGUGGCCACCCCAGGCCUCAGCAGUGACCCCAUUGCUCUUGGGGUUCUCCAGGACAAGGACCUCUUCUCUGUCUUUGCUGAUCCCAGCAUGCUUGAUACGUUGGUGCCUGCUCACCCGGCCCUGGUCAAUGCCAUUGUCCUGGUUCUGCACUCGGUGGCAGGCAGCACCCCGCUUCCGGGGGCCGACUCCUCUUCCCGGGGCAUGCCUUCCAGCUCGUACCGGGACAUGCCAGGUGGCUUCCUGUUUGAAGGGCUCUCUGAUGAUGAGGAUGACUUUCACCCAAGUGCCCGGUCCACGCCCUCGAGCAGCACACCCAGCUCCCGCCCGGCUUCCCUGGGGUACAGCGGAGCUGCCGGGCCCCGGCCCAUCACCCAGAGCGAGCUGGCCACUGCCCUGGCCCUGGCCAGCACUCCGGAGAGCAGCUCUCACACGCCAACUCCUGGCACCCAGGGCCAUUCCUCAGGGACCUCCCCUAUGUCCUCCAGCGUCCAGUCAGGGACGCCCAUCACCAACGAUCUCUUCAGCCAAGCCCUACAGCAUGCCCUGCAGGCCUCCGGGCAGCCCAGCCUUCAGAGCCAGUGGCAGCCCCAGCUGCAGCAGCUGCGUGACAUGGGCAUCCAGGAUGAUGAGCUGAGCCUGCGGGCCCUGCAGGCCACCGGGGGGGACAUCCAAGCAGCCCUGGAGCUCAUCUUUGCCGGAGGAGCCCCAUGAACUCCCUGCCCCUCCUGAGCCCCCAGCAAGCUGCCAAGCUGGCUGCCCAUGGGAAGCACUCUUGAAGGUGCCCCAUCUCUCCUCUCCCCAAUACACCUGAUGGUCAACCUUC